This is a messenger RNA of Talaromyces atroroseus, 927 nucleotides long. Its product is annotated as Citrate/oxoglutarate carrier protein. Gene Ontology annotation, cellular component: mitochondrion. Gene Ontology annotation, molecular function: tricarboxylate secondary active transmembrane transporter activity. Lineage: Eukaryota; Fungi; Ascomycota; Eurotiomycetes; Eurotiales; Trichocomaceae. The coding region runs from base 1 to 927 and encodes 308 amino acids. Gene Ontology annotation, biological process: alpha-ketoglutarate transport; mitochondrial citrate transmembrane transport. The record is from RefSeq and is a predicted model, not a curated record. The transcript has 6 exons.
AUGUCGUCUACCGCUCGUCCGCUCGAGAAGAAACCCGUCAAGUUUAGCAAUUUGCUACUUGGCGCGGGGUUGAAUAUGUUCGAGGUCACGUCGUUGGGACAGCCGCUGGAAGUGAUCAAGACAACCAUGGCUGCCAACCGUACCGACACUUUCGCAGGCGCCAUGAAGCGGAUUUGGGGCCGUGGUGGGGUUUUCGGCUACUAUCAAGGUCUCAUUCCUUGGGCCUGGAUUGAGGCUUCCACAAAAGGUGCCGUCUUGCUUUUCGUGGCGUCCGAGGCUGAAUUCUACGCCAAAAGCUUCGGCGCAUCGGAUUUCGGUGCUGGUAUCGCAGGUGGUAUGACUGGUGGUGUCGCUCAGGCCUAUGCAACUGUUGGUUUCUGUACGUGCAUGAAAACCGUCGAAAUCACCAGGCACAAGCUGUCAGCCACCGGUGUGAAGCCUCCCAGCACCUGGGAAACAUUCAUGGACAUCUACCGCAAAGAAGGUAUUCGCGGUAUCAACAAGGGAGUUAAUGCCGUCGCUAUUCGUCAGACCACCAACUGGGGUUCCCGUUUCGGUCUUUCUCGAUUGGCAGAGAGCUCCAUCCGCAGCGUAACCAAGAAGGAAGAAGGCCAAAAGCUGAACGCUUGGGAGAAGAUUCUGGCCUCGGGACUGGGUGGCGGUCUGUCCGCCUGGAACCAGCCCAUUGAAGUUAUUCGCGUGGAAAUGCAGAGCAAGACCGAGGACCCGAACCGUCCUAAGAACUUGACUGUCGGCAAGACAUUCAAGUAUAUCUACGAGACCAAUGGUAUCAAGGGUCUGUACCGAGGAGUAGCUCCUCGUAUUGGCCUGGGUAUGUGGCAGACUGUGUGUAUGGUGGCUCUUGGUGACCUUGCCAAGGAUGCUGUACAGAAGCUCACGGGCGAAACCGUUACCGCGAAGCACUAG